Molecule: messenger RNA, 496 nt
Organism: Populus euphratica (Euphrates poplar)
Lineage: Eukaryota; Viridiplantae; Streptophyta; Magnoliopsida; Malpighiales; Salicaceae
Exons: 2
Coding region: 146-472 (108 amino acids)
Source: RefSeq, a predicted model, not a curated record
CCCAUCUAAUCAAACACCAUUUACUAAUGUUCAAAACGAUCUCCAUCUUCUUUUAAUCAAACUCCACAAUCAUCAGCUUCAAGCACACGUCAUUGCCCAUGCAAACUCCACUACCACUAGGUUAGGUUUAGUUUAGUUUAGUUUAAUGAUUAGCUUCUCUUAUAUAAUACAAGUGAGGCCAUGGAUGCUUCUUGUGCUCGUUGAUCUGAUGGAGAAGAGCAAAUCAUUUUCCGGUUACUCAAAUGCCUACUCAGAAAUCCGACUAGGCUUCGAGGAACGGUCUAGAUCUUACAGCUUUAAUGGCCCGGCAGGCAAGGUGGAUGGUAUUGAGCUAGAAAGUUCAGGCAAUCCAGAGCUCAAGCGGAGGAAGAGAGUGGCACAGUAUAACAUGUACACCAUGGAAGACUGUAACCAAGGAGGAGGAGAAACAUGCUUCUCCUUCCAUAUUCAAUUCAUGCGAAUCCACCCAUGAAACCCUUUCACGUCUUCGCUGGAA